GCCUGCUGUUUCUGAGCGAGAGAGAGAGGGAAUGGUCGCGGCUCGGCUCCGAGGGCCGUUCCUGGGCCAGAAGCCCCGCCUGGCCUGGCUCUGGGCGGGAAACAGGCCCGGCGCGGCGGGGAGAGAGGUAUACAGGCAACAGAAUCUGCAAAACUCUUGCCGCCUGCAAUCAAAAAUGCCUCCUUGUGGCUUUUUACCUGAAAAAUAUGAGUCCUAUCCCUAUGAGCAGAUGCUGAAGAUCCGGAAACAGAAUGUGUCCCCCUCCUUGGUCACUUACUACAAGAAACCACUGCUUAUCCAUCAGGGGCAUAUGCAGUGGGUGUUCGACUUGGAAGGACGUCGGUACCUUGAUCUCUUUGCUGGAAUUGCCACUGUUAGUGUUGGUCACUGCCACCCAAAGGUAACAGCAGCUGCCCAGAAACAACUUGGUCGCUUGUGGCACACAAGCAGCCUCUAUGCGCACGCAGCAAUACAGGAAUAUGGAGAGAAACUGGCCUCAUUGCUUCCAGCUCCCCUAAAGGUGAUUUUCCUAACCAACAGCGGUUCGGAAGCCAACGACCUUGCCAUGUUAAUGGCAAGGGUUUUUACACGCAACUUUGACAUCAUUGGAUUGAGAGGAGGCUACCACGGGAGCAGUGCUUACACAAUUGGCCUGUCGUCUAUUGGAACUUACAAACAUGGACUUGCCAGUGGGCUUGGCUGCCAAAAGACAAUGCUGCCUGAUGUUUUUCGCGGUCCCUGGGGGGGAAGCCAUUGUCGAGAUUCUCCAGUGCAAACCAUUCGAAAAUGCACCUGUUCUGCAGGCUCUUGCCAUGCAAAAGACCAGUAUAUUGAGCAGCUCAAAGACACUCUCACGACUUGUGUUCCAAAGGCCAUAGCUGGAUUUAUUGCUGAGCCAAUUCAGGGUGUCAACGGAACAGUUCAGUACCCCAAGGGAUUCCUGAAAGAGGCUUUUCAGCUGGUGCGCGAAAAAGGUGGUGUGUGCAUCUCGGAUGAAGUUCAGACGGGGUUUGGUCGAACAGGCAGCCAUUUCUGGGGAUUUGAAGGACACGGUGUUGUUCCUGACAUUGUCACCAUGGCAAAGGGAAUUGGCAACGGGUUUCCAAUGGCAGCCGUUGUCAGUACAGCAGAGAUUGCAGAAGCCUUUGCUCAAACCCUACAUUUCAACACAUUUGGAGGAAACCCUGUGGCUUGUGCAGUUGGGUCUGCAGUUCUGGAUGCAAUAGCAGAAGACGGCUUGCAGAAAAACAGCAAGGAGGUGGGGACUCACCUCCUGUUACAGCUGGCUAAGCUGCGCAAUGAGUUUGAAAUAGUCGGAGACGUCCGUGGCAAAGGACUUAUGAUUGGGAUAGAGAUGGUCAAGAAUAAGGAGACUCGUCAGCCGCUUCCAGUUGAAGAGAUGAACCAGAUCAUGGAAGAUUGCAAAGAUAUGGGAGUGCUGAUUGGUCGGGGAGGAAUGUUUUUCCAGACGUUUAGAAUCAAACCUCCACUGUGCAUCACUAAGGAAGACGCAGACUUUGCCCUGGGAGUUUUCCAUGCUGCUUUAACAAAACACAGGGAGAGAACAGCAAAGGCACAAUAAGAACCCCCUUCGCUGCACCAGCUGUCGGGCCGAAGAACAAACAUCCCUGAGAUUGAACCGCCACAGCUGGCAAAUUGCAACCGGUUGACGCAUUUAUUGUAGCAGCCCGUUUGCUGCACCAACUUGUGGCAUCUGAAGACUUGGUAGUUGCAGCAAACCUGCUGAGCAACGAGAUUUAUGGUUUGUAUAAAUUGUCAAU
Lacerta agilis (Sand lizard) is the source of this 1781-nucleotide messenger RNA. RefSeq names its product alanine--glyoxylate aminotransferase 2 (gene AGXT2). Gene Ontology annotation, cellular component: mitochondrion. Bases 32 to 1582 code for a protein of 516 amino acids. The transcript has 14 exons. The record is from RefSeq and is a predicted model, not a curated record. Gene Ontology annotation, molecular function: L-alanine:glyoxylate transaminase activity; pyridoxal phosphate binding. Gene Ontology annotation, biological process: glyoxylate catabolic process. NCBI's taxonomy places the organism in Eukaryota, Metazoa, Chordata, Lepidosauria, Squamata, Lacertidae.